Messenger RNA from Lotus japonicus, 4286 nucleotides. RefSeq lists its product as uncharacterized. NCBI's taxonomy places the organism in Eukaryota, Viridiplantae, Streptophyta, Magnoliopsida, Fabales, Fabaceae. Gene Ontology annotation, molecular function: RNA binding; ubiquitin-protein transferase activity. The transcript has 14 exons. The coding region runs from base 1045 to 3711 and encodes 888 amino acids. The record is from RefSeq and is a predicted model, not a curated record. Gene Ontology annotation, cellular component: CCR4-NOT complex. Gene Ontology annotation, biological process: protein ubiquitination.
CCCGUACACAGCACAUUACUUCCUCGUUUCUCUCUUAUUUCUCUCUCUCUCUCCUCUUUCUCUCGCGCUCGUUCUAUCUUGUGUUCUCUCGUCCUUUAUCCUUCUCUCUCUCUCUCUCACACAUUUCUUCUUCUUCUUCUUCCUCGAUCUCACCGUAAGUCCAUUUCUCUAAACCCUAAUCCUCAUUUCUCGAUUCCACUCCUCUCUUCACUGUUCUUCACCCUCUCGCUUCUUCUUCUCCUUCUCUUAGGGUUAGCAUUUUCGAUUUCUGUGCUACAUUUUCAACAAACUGCUCCUGUUUGCUCCAAAUUGACAACAAUGUGAUCAAUUUUUCACGCUUUUCGUCAUUUUCCGCUUACUUCACUGUGUUUUUCAGCGUUUUCCGAGUUCUGUAGCGAAACGGAACAACGAACAUGCAUUUCUCAUUUCUUCCUAGGGUUUUUCUUCGUUUACUGUUUAUACCGAUGGUUGAAGCUAAAUUAGUUGAAAUUUCUUGAAAAUGUUAGGUUCUUGUUACUUUCGUUUACCUAUUUGAACUGAACGGAAGAUGCAUGUAAAAAAAUUCAAGAAAAAGACACUAGUGAUUGUUUUGUGUUAGUGGGGAAAUGUUCACGCGUUGCAUUUACUACUGCAUUUAAUUCGAAAUGGUGCAUUUUGAGUGUGUUGGUCAGUUUGUGGUUUUGUUCUUGAAUCUUGACAACGCAGCAGAAUCUAGUGGAGUUUUUAGCACGUGAUUUUGAAGCAUGCUAAUAUUUUAUUAAUGGAGACUAAUUUAAUCUAAUUUAAACAAAUGGAGAUUGUUUCAGAUGAUUGCCAGUAGCUUUUUAAUAUUUCAUUGUUUAGCAAUUUUGGUAAAUAUUGACCACUUUGAUUUCCACUUAAUACUCUCAUUGAAUGUUUGUUGUUUCGCAUAAUCUUAAAUUGUGCUUAUGACUUUCUGAUUGACACACUAGCAUUAAGUGUUAUCUGUUGAUGAGGCGUUUUCUGUUUUAGGCAGGAUUUAUGUAUUAUUUCAUUAGUUUCUUGUGUAGGUAAUUUUCCUGGAUGAUAAUGGGUGACAAAGGGGAAAAAUCAUGUCCCAUUUGCACUGAGGAGAUGGACUUGACUGAUCAGCAGCUGAAGCCAUGCAAAUGCGGCUACGAGAUAUGUGUAUGGUGUUGGCACCAUAUAAUGGAAAUGGCACAGAAGAAUGAAUCCGAGGGUCGUUGUCCCGCCUGCCGUUCACCUUAUGAUAAAGAUCGUAUUACAUCAAUGGCAGCUAACUGCCGAAGAUUGGUUGCUGAAAUGAAUUCAAAGCAUAAAAAGAAAAUGCAGAAAUUAAAGCCUAAAUCAUCAGAUGGAAGGAAACAUCUUAAUGAUGUUAGAGUCAUUCAACGCCACUUAGUGUACAUAAUUGGACUGCCUCUUAAUCUUGCGGAUGAAGAUCUACUUCAGCGUAGAGAGUACUUUGGCAGGUAUGGAAAGGUUAUGAAAGUGUCAAUAUCUCGUACAGCAACUGGCUUAAUUCAACAUUCUGCAAACAACACCUGUUGUGUGUAUAUAAGUUACUCAAAAGAGUCUGAAGCUGUUCGAUGUAUUCAAUCAGUGCAUUGUUUUGUAUUAGAAGGUCGACCAUUGAGGGCCUGUUUUGGAACCACAAAGUAUUGCCAUGCAUGGUUGAGAAAUGUGCCUUGCAACAAUAGAGAAUGUUUAUAUCUACAUGACCAUGGUUCUCACGAAGAUAGCUUUACCAAAGAUGAACUAGUAUUAGCAUUUGCAAGGAGUAGAGUCCUACAAAUCAUUGGCGCUACAAAUAAUUUGCAUCGGCGUUCAGGGAGUGUUUUACCUCCACCAGUAGAUGAUGCUAGACAUAUGUCAUCAGCCACCAAAUUAGUGUCUAAAAGUCCUUCAGAUAACCAGAUUAAAGGAUCCUGUUCUGGCACUGGGGCUGCCAAUUUGACCGCACUUCCUGCAGUAACUUCUUGGGCUAGGUGUGUAUCUGGUAGCCUUCGGCAGGAUUCGACUUCAUCACGUUCUAAUAAUCUGGCCAAUAGAAAGGUUGAAGCAUCUAAUGAUCCCCAAGCCCUUGUAGGAGUUGCUUGCACUGAAAGGUCUACUCUGAAUAAAAGAUCAGGGGAAGCUGAAGAUAGCUCUAAAGUGCACUCCAAUGAUGUGUUCAUUCCUUCAGAGUUGAACAAGCAUCUUCACAUUGGUGGAAAUUCACAAACACCUUUUAUGGGCAGUGAUCAAGACAUGGUAGCACCUUCUGUGAGCGAAAGCUUCCCGGAGCUCUCCAGAUCACAUUGUGAUUUCAGCACUAACAAAGCUGUUUCAAAUAGGGAUGUGCAGGGCUUAUGUUCAGGGUUAUCGUCUAUUAGCAUCAGUAGCCAUCUUGAAGAUUCAAAUUUCACUCCUGAUUCAGACAGAUUACUUUCUACUCAAAACUCUAUCAAUUCCUCUGUAGGGAAGCAUUCAGAAGAUAAUGAGUAUUGGAAUGAACAAUCAACUAUACCAGCUUUUUGGGAAGAUAUUGUUGUAGAUGAUGUACUAAACAUAGACCAAGAACCACAAAAUUUCAGUAAAAGCAUCAACAAUUCGCCUUGUCUCUCUCAGAAUGUAAACAAAUCAACCCAUCAAGCAGAGCCACAAGAUCAAAUUUGUCACCAAAGUCAUUUGAGGAGACCUUCUGAGUCUUUUACUGAACCCUUGGAGACAGGAUUUGUGAAGCAUGUGGAGAGUGAGGAUAUUACAGGAGUUGAUGAUAAGGCUGCAUCAGACAUGGGAGAAAACAGCAUUAUAUCUGACAUUUUGUCUUUGGAAUUAGAUGCAUGGGAAGAUUCACUUGUUAAGCUGUUGGAUGAAAGUGAUGAACCAUACACACUCUUUAAAGCACCUACUUUGCGGAAAGUCCAAAACAAGAAUCAGUCUAGGUUUUCCUUUGCCAGGCAGGAUCAUUUCACAAAUGACGCAUCUGACUUGCAGCAAUCGUUUGGGAUUAUUGGACAUGAACCAAACGGGAACUAUGCCUCGGGUGGUUUAAUGGGAAACAAAGAUAUGCUCACUGAGAAACACCCACAUGUUUUCCCAUCAGGCAAUUCUGUGCAACCUGAUAAAUUUGUUGGAGUGGCAAAAGCUCAUGCUUCAGGCCCACCUGGAUUUGCAAUGGCCAGCAGAAUACCUCCUGGGUUUUCUUGUGGGAGAGUAGAACGGGGUUGUAAUAGUUCUGUGAACUAUUUGCAACAGCAGCAUAUUCCUCCAUCUGCAAGUAAUGCCAGGAUAGGAGAGGUUCAAUUUAACAAUCCUUCAGUAUUGGACCUUGGUAAGAACAUAAUGGAGCAAAGGCUGAAUAGUGCAUCAUUUGACCUGAGGCAAACUUUACUUCCGCGAUAUAGUCUUGAUGAAGAUGAGGCUAGACUUAAGCUGUUAAUGCAACAAUGCCCACCUUCACAGAAUUUUAAACUUCCAGAUCAAAUUGAAAAUAGAUUUUCGCCUCAAAGUGAUGCUUAUAGAAUUUCUUCGAGGUUUCUUGAUCAAUUUCAGGCUACUACUCCAUCGAUUUAUGAACAGUUACAUUCUCAACAGUUCAGCAGUAAUAUUCUCGCAUCAAAUAACCAGUGGGGCGUCUGGAAUGAUGCCAAGUAUUUCAGUGGCCUGUCUAUGUCAGAAGUAUUGAAUAGUGAGAGAGUGGGAUUGAACAAUAUCAUGCCUACUUACGACAAUGUCAAGUAUUAAGAAUUCACUGAUCUAGUUCACUCAUGGUGGUGAUUGUCUCAGUAAUCUCUUCAUUGCACAAAUGAGCUCUUAAAUAGUCAUUGGUAAUCGUCAACUACUCUUUUUUGUAUGCUUAGCUUUACUGCUAAGCAUUGGAAUCUGGGUUUCCAUAUUAUAGUUGGUGACAUAACUGGCAAAUGGUGUCAGUUUUUUAUAUGGGGUGCAUGUACCUUGGCCUUGAAGGUUAGUAUGUUGAACUGGAUGUCAAGCAGUUUGUCAUCAAAGUACAGAAACUGAUAGAGAGCCAAGCAGUUUGUCAUCAAGCUACAGAAACUGAUAGAGAGCUAAGAUGUAAGCCUUAUGGAUCGGUAAUUCAUGCUAAGAAUGGUGAAAUAUGAUAUCGAAACUUGAUGUUAUCUUUAGACCUGAAGUAGUUUGUUCAGAAUUUGUUACCAAUCUUGAACUUGGAACUCCUGCUAGAACUGACAAUGUAGUUAGUGUAUGCAUAUGAAAAUGAAUAUAGUAGCUUCUGGGAAACACUUUAGACUAGGACGGAAUGGAGCAUAGAGCUGGCAACAUCUCUAUUUUUUUCACCA